UAGUGAAACGAAAGCUAAAGAAGUGAAAGUGUAGUGUAGUGGGGAAAGGUAAAGCAGGUUUCACUUCAGUCAUGGCUGAGGCGUUGUCUUUUAUGGAGGAGGAUCUGACCUGUCUCAUCUGCUGUGAUAUCUUCACCGAUCCCGUCACUCUGAAAUGUAGCCACAGUUUGUGUGAGGAAUGUCUCAGGAUUUUCUGGAAGACUCAAGACGCGCCGCAGUGUCCGGUCUGUCGCAAGACAUGCUCUCAAGACGAGCCGACCAAGAGCCUGGCGUUCAGAGGUCUCUGUGAGUCCUUCAAGAAGAGAAAACUCACAGCUGUUUUAUCCGGAGAUGUUUGUCCAGAACAUAAAGAGGCUCUCAAACUCUUCUGCCUCGACGACCAGCAGCCCAUCUGCGUGGUCUGCUACACAUCAAAGAAGCAUGAAAAUCACAAGUGUUCUCCUGUCGACGAGGCUGCUGGGAAUUUAAAGGGGGAUCUCAAGACACAAAUAGACAGACUCCAGGAGACCCUUGAGAAACUCAAGAAAGCCCAGGAGAGCUGUGUGAAACAGGUUGAGCUCAGUAAGGAACACACCAGUAUGGAUGAAAACCAGAUCAAGAAGGAAUUUGAGAAGCUCCAUCAGUUUCUUAGAGAUGAGGAGGAGAAACAGAUCAGAUCCUUGCGCAAAGAAAAGGACCGCCAAGAUGGGAAACUCAAGGCCAGAAUGAAGGAGCUGUCCAAACAGAUUUCAGAUCUGUCUGAGAGGAUUGCAGCCGUCUGGCAGGACAUGGAAGCUGAGAACAUCACAUUCCUACAGAAUUACAGUCGCACAUUAAAAAGACUCAAACGGCCAUCUGUACCGAACAAGACCCCUGAAGAAGAAUACCAGCACCACCACCUUCAGACAAUGAUCUUCACUACCUGGGCUAGAAUGCAGAACCUUGUGGAAAAGUCUCCUGUGACUCUGGAUGCAGACACUGCCUCCAGUAAACUCUUGGUGUCAGACGACUGCACCAGUGUCGAGUACAAAAAAAAUAAACUACACGUGUCCGAUAACCCAAAGAGACUGUAUGUGGGAGUGCUGGCCUCGCAGGGCUUCAGCUCAGGUGAGCACUGCUGGGACGUGGAGGUAAGAAACAACAACAACUGGACGCUGGGAGUGGUGGGGGAAAUGGUGAACCGCAAAGUACUUUACAAAAUGGAUCCAAAAAGUCGCUUUUGGUGUUUUCGGUAUGUGGGUAAUGAAUACAAGAAAGGGAAUAAACCUGUCAGCCAUAUUAAAAUCAACGAGAGGCCAAAUGUCAUCAGACUGCAGCUGGACUGUGAGAAAGGAGAGCUAAGAUUCAUCGACCCUUUCAGAAACAGAAGUUUGUGCACCUACACCGGUGGCUUUCCAGAGAAGGUGUUCCCAUAUUUCUGCUCUGGAGAUGUGGACAGGCCACUUAAUGUUUUUGCAGCUAAAAAACAAACCUUGUAAACAAAAAAGGUUUCUGUAAUGUUCUCUGCAUGUGCCAAGAAAAUAAUAAAAUGCACUGAGCUGCAUGCAGUGAGGCUUGGGGCUCAAUGUUUCAUCAUGCAGACCAUUUACUGUGAUGCAUUAAUAGUUAAUAAAUCAAAUUUGAAUGUGAUCAUCGAGAUGAAAUGUGUAUGCCAAUAUAAAAACAAACAGCUUCAUAAUCACA
Messenger RNA from Puntigrus tetrazona (Sumatra barb), 1662 nucleotides. Its product is annotated as zinc-binding protein A33-like. Gene Ontology annotation, molecular function: zinc ion binding; protein binding. The record is from RefSeq and is a predicted model, not a curated record. The transcript has 6 exons. The coding region runs from base 72 to 1457 and encodes 461 amino acids. Lineage: Eukaryota; Metazoa; Chordata; Actinopteri; Cypriniformes; Cyprinidae.